Molecule: messenger RNA, 588 nt
Organism: Tremella mesenterica DSM 1558
Lineage: Eukaryota; Fungi; Basidiomycota; Tremellomycetes; Tremellales; Tremellaceae
Exons: 5
Coding region: 1-588 (195 amino acids)
Source: RefSeq, a predicted model, not a curated record
AUGUGCGGGCAAAGAUGGGAAGAGGCGAAGAAAGCUUUGAUGGAAGUGGCUGAGAUAGCUGCAGGGUAUGAUGAGAACGGUGUGGAUAUUUAUUUUGUUAAUUCCAAACGUGUGGGUAAGGAGUUGCGGACCGCUGCCGAUGUCGAAGAUCUUUUUGCCGGUUUGGAACCUAAGGGACCUACACCAACCGGUCUGAGGUUGGAAGCCAUACUCCGUGAUUACAUGGCUCGUCUCGAACGAUACUCUGUUUCUACAGAUGCUCAAGAAGGUCAUGUAAAACCUAUGAACCUCAUCGUGGUCACUGACGGUGCCCCUACGGAUGAUCCGGAGAGUGUGUUGAUUAGUAUUGCCAAAAGGUUGGAUAGAGGAGAAUAUCCUCUUAGUCAAGUGGGGGUACAAUUUCUACAAAUUGGGGAUGAUGCAGAAGCUAGAGAAGCAUUACAAGAAUUGGACGACGGUUUAUCUUCUGCUCAUGGGAUCAGAGAUAUGGUAGAUACUGUACCAUACGACGGAAGGGAGAUGACGGCGGGGUUGAUCAUCAAGACUUUGUUAGGUGGGAUCAACCGGAGGUUGGAUAGGAGGGGUUAG